CAAGUAUUUUUCACCAAUCAGAAGAGCCCCUGAGGCUCUAUCCUGAUUGGUCGAGGAGCGGCGCUUCAUCCCUCAAUCCUUAUUGGUUGUAAAGCUCUGCUUCUCGUGAACGCGCAUGAGGAAGUCCAGGCCAGCAUAUUUACCUGCCUCGUGGGACAAAACAUCAUCAAAACACCACGAAGUUAACUGAGGACAGCACGAAGAAGAACAGCGACAAGAAGAAGAGCAAAAACAAGAACCAUAAACCCGAACAAUGGCGGACAGCGGCCAUCCAGCGGGCAGCGGCAAGGUGCCAAUUCCCGCUUUACCCCCGGCAGCUUCCAGCAAGAAGUCACGGGUCGUAAAAACGCUAGCCCAAAAGAAAGAAUACAAGAAGGAGGAGGACCGCGCACGAAACAGAACAAGAAUAAAUGUCGGCACUGCGUUCGAGAGGUGGAGGACCCUUCGGGAUCUGAAUGGCUUCAAAUCCGAUGCAGAACUCGCCACAUUUCUGUUGGAAAGGGGAAAUAUUUCAUCUCCUGCAGCGACGGUGACUUCAGUCCAGGCCUUGAGAGACUUUAUCAACGACAGACUAUCUGCUGCCGCUGGAGAAAUAUUCACCGUGUUUGAACAAACCAUCGCCCAGUACGAGGAGGAGAUUUCUCGUCAGCGCAGAUUGUUGGAAAUCAGCUACAAACCUCCAAUCAAAUUGCGAAGAACAGAGAGUCCGCAGCAACACAUUGGUAACCAGAAGACGAGCUCCAGUCUGGAGGGGGAGCAACGCGAACCUCCACACAUUAAAGAGGAGGAGGAAGAGGAGGAGAUCAUGGCAGUGACCGUGACUGAUGGUGAAAUGGACAAUUCCCUUGACUCUGUGAGAGACCUGACCACCCAGCGACUCACUGCUGCUGCUGUGGAAAUAUUCACCAUGUUUGAACAAAGUAUCUUCAACUGCGAGAAGGGAAUUCAUUGUCAUUGCAGAUUAACGGAAGUCGACUCGAAACCUCAAACCCAGCUCCAGACAGCAGAGCUCCCACAGCAACGCGACUGUACGGAUGAGCAGCGUUUUAAACCAAGAACAAAAUACUGCCGAGAACAGGACGAACCAGAACCUCCACAGAUCAAAGAGGAAGAAGAAGAACCAGAACUGCUGCAGUGUAAAGAGGAGCAGGAGGAACCAGAACCUCCACAGAUCAAAGAGGAAGAAGAAGAAUCAGAACUGCUGCAGUGUAAAGAGGAACAGGAGGAACCAGAACCUCCACAGAUCGGGGAGCAGGAGGAAUUUGGUAGCAGCCAAGAUGGAGAGCAGCUGAUCAAGAAGUUUAAAAGGGAUUCCUUCAGGGAACCUUCUAAUGAGGAGGAUCAACGUUACCUGAGUGAAUCAGAAGAACUUCUGGACUCUGAGCAGCUCUUCUCUGAUGACUCUGAAGUCCACGAUGUGAAUGAACAUGUUGAAUCAGAAUCAGCUACAAAUGCAGAGCUGAAAACAGUCAGUAUGUUUCAUCGUGACCGUGUGGAAAAGUUUCCAGUUUGAGAGACCCAGGCUGGACAAGAGGAGAUGCUUUUUGGGAAAACAUGUGUGGGAUAAAAACAGUUGUUUUGAUAAAUAAUCUAUUAUGUCCGAACUUAGGAACUGUCUCUGACAGGAUCAUCUGUAAAAUCUGUGGUAAAAGUUACAUUGGACAGGAUAGUUUGUUGGUCCACAUGAGAACCCACACAGGUGAGAAGCCAUAUUCUUGUCAAACAUGUGGGAGAUACUUCAGUCAGCAUGGUUCAAUGCUGCGUCACAUGAAGUCCCACAAAGAGAUGAAGUCAUCAGAAUCAGCUUUUAUUGUACAACCGACAAGGAAUUUAACUCCGGUGUGUCAAAUUGAGACGAUACCAUCAGGACGCUGAAUACUGAAGAUGAAGGAAAGAAGAACUAUAAACAUUCUAAAAUCAAAUUGUAGACGGUGUAUCUACAAGGCAACAUGUAAAAACUAGUGCAAAUAUUCUCAAGUAUGUUAUUUUGCAGCAGUAACUGAGUCUGUGAUUACUGAGAAUUCAUCAGGAACAACGGCCUGGGGAUGAAACUGUGUCUGGUGGUUCCCACAAAAUGGAAAGAGUUUACAGUGUUUGUGUGUGGGGUUUAAAGGGUCUGCAGAGAUGUCUCCUGCCCACUUCCUGAUCCUGGACCGGUACAGCUCCAGGACAGAGGGCAGGUUGUGCCCUGUUGGUCUCUCUGCAGACCCCAUUGUCCUUUGCGGUCUGUGCCUGUCCUGUUUGGUGGCUGAUUCCAACCAGGCAGCGAUAGGAUUGCAGAGGACAGACUGGAUGUUGUGGAGGGUGUUCCUGUGAAUCUGCAGAUGAAUCUUCCUGAGCUGUCGCAGUACGUACGACCUCUGCCGGGCCUUGUUCUGUUCAGAGGCUAUGUGGGGGGUCCAGACACUGUUGAGGCUGUGCUUGUUCCUGGUUUGUCAUAAAAAUGAGACGAUUAGCAUAAAGAAUCUUCAAGAAGCAUAUUUCAGUUGUUUUUCUCACUCGACUGCUUUAUUGUGUUUUUGAAAAAUGUGAUGUGAAAAAUCUGUAUGAGCAGAUGUGAACUUUGAAAGGACAAUGUUAAUAAGAAUAGUGAGUUUUGUGAUUCAGUGUUUGGUUUUCCUUGAACAUCAAUGAGUCAUACAUUCACUCUUCACUGUUUUUACCCUACAUAAGAAAAAUGCUUCUUGCUUUCAUACAACACAUACCUGCAGAAACACAAUGUCUGAAAACUUUUGUCUGGAGCAUGUUUUGAAACUGGUUACAUGUAUCAGAAGAUGUCAUGUGUUUUUUAAAUAGAAUAUUGAGUUGAAACAAUCCAAAGACACAUCUUUUAAAGUUCAUCGAAACACCGUCUGUUGUAAUGCUGAAACUGGAGAACCAGGAUGUCACUGAACUCAUUCCACUCCUUCCAUUCCUCUAAUCCAAGUCCUGCUGGCAAAUUGACCAAAAUCAACGUUAAGAUGAUUCCUUCCAUACUGGCCAGAAUAAUUAAUGUGUUAAAUGUGCUGUCAACAGGAAAACCAUUUUUAAUGACAAAGUUAGAAACAGAAUUUGCCAAAUCCUUUAAGAAACAUUAC
Messenger RNA from Salarias fasciatus (jewelled blenny), 3077 nucleotides. RefSeq names its product cilia- and flagella-associated protein 251-like. The transcript is spliced from 4 exons. The record is from RefSeq and is a predicted model, not a curated record. Lineage: Eukaryota; Metazoa; Chordata; Actinopteri; Blenniiformes; Blenniidae. Bases 254 to 1513 code for a protein of 419 amino acids.